Nestor notabilis (Kea) is the source of this 1581-nucleotide messenger RNA. It is a transcript of the gene VIPAS39, whose product is annotated as VPS33B interacting protein, apical-basolateral polarity regulator, spe-39 homolog. The annotation marks the transcript as partial. The record is from RefSeq and is a predicted model, not a curated record. Gene Ontology annotation, biological process: intracellular protein transport; vacuolar transport. Gene Ontology annotation, cellular component: cytoplasm. Lineage: Eukaryota; Metazoa; Chordata; Aves; Psittaciformes; Psittacidae. The transcript is spliced from 18 exons.
CUAAAGGAAUCCAAACAGGCAGUGAAUAGCCUUCGGGAUAUCGUUGAUGAUGAUGAUGACGACCUUGAGAGGGUCAGCUGGAGUGGAGAACCUGUGGGAAGUAUCUCCUGGUCAAUCAAAGAGACAGCCUCCAGCAGCACCAGCUCACUGGAGGGCCGAGACUCCAGCCUACAGAAGGGCUCUUCAUCCUAUGCUGCUUUUCCCAAACAAGUUUCCUCCUACUCUCUAAGCAGCCUGUUCAAAGGACGAAACAAACUUCCAAGUUUCCAGUCCCUUUCAGAUGCCCUCUCUGACACGGGAGUUAAAAACUAUGCCCCAGAGCUGCGCAGACCAAAAGCUGAGUACAAGGAUUACAGCAAUGAUUGGAGCCCCAAAGAUACGGUCAGGCGAAUGCAGAGAGGCAAGGUCUGCUCUCUUGAAAGAUUUCGCUCCCUGCAGGACAAGCUGGUGCUCUUGGAUGAAGCUGUGGCAGGGCAUGAUGGAAAUGUCAUUACAGCCGUCCUGAUAUUCCUGAAAAGGACGCUAAGGAGAGAGAUCUUGUUUCGGGAGCUGGAGGUGCGGCAGGUGGCCUUGUGCCAUCUGAUCCAUUUCCUCAAAGAGACGGGUGAGCAGAAGUUGCUUCUGGAUCUGCUCAGGUUCCUAGACAGGACUGAGGAGGUUGCUCUGUCCCAGUACCGGGAACAUUUGAACAUACAGGAUGUAGAAAAAAGGAGGGAGUUUCUGAAAGGCUGCAUUGGGCUGCCAUUCUCUGCUGAGGAUACCUCUCAUAUCCAAGACCAUUAUACCCUGUUGGAACGACAGAUCAUCAUUGAGACCAAUGACCGGCACUUGGAGACGUCCGGGCAGUCAGAGAUAUUUCGGAAAUAUCCUCGCAAGGCUUCAAUUCUCAACAUGCCACUAGUGACCACCCUCUUCUAUUCCUGUUUCUACCACUACACAGAGGCUGAGGGAACAUUCAGCAGCCCGACCAACCUAAAGAAAACAUUUAAGAUUCCUGAUAAGCAGUAUGUGCUGACUGCCCUGGCUGCCCGUGCCAAGCUGCGAGCCUGGGAUGAUGUGGAUGCCCUCUUCACUACCAAGAACUGGCUGGGCUACACCAAGAAGAAGGCACCUAUUGGCUUCCACCGAGUGGUGGAGAUCUUGCAGAGGAGUAGUGCUCCUGUGCAGGUGCUACAGGAGUAUGUGCGCCUGGUGGAGGAUGUGGAGACACGACUGAGCCUGGCCACCAAAUACAAGUGCCAUGAUGUUGUCAUUGAGACGUACAAGGAUCUAAAGGAUCGCAUCCAGCUGACAGCAUAUAAAUGCAAGGUGGAGCGUGGCUCUGCAGAGGAAGAGAAGAUAAACAGCAUUCUCAACAACAUGCAAAUCCGAUGGAAGAACUGAGCACCUGUGAAGCAGCCUGUUUGGCUGCUGCCUUGCCAGUGAAAGAGGAAACUGCAAAACCCAGCCCAGUGCCAACAGAGCAACUCUGUUACUACUCAUUGCAUGAUCAACGUUCGUCAGUUACAGUGGCUUGUGGGACAGUGGCAUUCAGGCUGGUUGAACACAGCUGCUCCAAUGUAGCCAGCAAAACCAUGGUAC